CGCGGGCCGAGAGAAAAGACUUGUAUGUUUUUUUUUGGCCUCCCCCGUCCCCGACUCCGCUCCCAUUUCCCGCUUUGUUUCCGCCUCGCCGCUCUCCCUCACAGCCUCGCCGCCGCCUCGCGCUCGGCCUGCGCGCGCUCUCUCUCUCUCCCAGGGUUAGGGUUUCCGCCGCCGGCGACCGGGAUCGCGUCCUGAUCGCUGAUUUGAACAUUGGAGUUGAACAAGACACUUGUUCCAAAGUGAAUUUCAUGGAGCUGGGAAUGACCCCUGAAUUUAUGUAUGGACAAAAUGUUUUUGUUCCUGCUGCUGCAAAUCCCUACCCAUAUGGUUAUGCAGAAGUUGGAUCGCCUAUGGAAUGGUAUAACCACCCAAACUCUAUAGGAUAUGAUGGUCAAGAUCCUUUUUACACGACCGAAGGCAUGCAAUGCGUGUACUAUGCUGCCCCAGACACUGGACCUAUGCAUCCUUCCUGCAGUCCUUACCCUGUUGAUCCUUCUUUCAUAUCCGAUGGCCCAUUUGUGCCCCAGGAAUAUGUUGCUGACCCUGCUAGCUCCACAUGCCAAAUAGCCACCACCCCUUAUUACAUUUCAGCUGUUCUUCCUUAUGCACAAGAUAGUGUCCCAGGAAGUGUGACUGCACCUCUUCACUGCAAUGUUGCCUUCCUCCCUGGCAUACCAGGUUAUGCUGCACCAUCGGCAAAUGCAGCAUUUCCUUUAAUUGCUCCUGUUACCACCAAAAGUGACAUUGCUGCAAAUCCACCUGUACAGUCUACUAUUGUCUCUUCAAAGCAGUUUCAGGACCAUGCAAAACCUCCAAAGCUUCAACUGCAUAAUUCAGUUGCCCAGAAGCAAGAAUUGCCAGAUAGAUCCAUGACACCUAUUAAACCCCCUCAUGCUUCACAGGCAUCAGCACAUUUGCUUGAAAGGACAAUAUCUGCCGCCAAGCCUUUACCAAUGGCAAAACUGUCUGGAAAUUUUGGAUAUGCUGCAUCUGAUCUUCAGAAGUGGGCUGCUGCUGAGAAAUUUCAGCCUUCUUCAAAGUCGAGUGCUCCUGGCCAAAAGGUUCAUUUGUUAAAUGAACAUAGCUUAGCUGAUUCCAGGAAACCAAGCAAUCAGAAGAGCUCUGCCAUACUUGUGAGAUCGUAUACGUCAAGGCUCCCUAUUGGCAAUCCAGAUGGGACAAUCCUUAUAAGGACCGAUGAAUACAACAGAGAUGACUUCCAGAUGGAUUACACAUAUGCAAAGUUCUUUGUUAUCAAGUCAAUUGGUGAGGCAGAUGUCCACAAAUCAAUCAAGUAUGGUGUAUGGUCAAGUUCCUCCAAUGGUAACAGCAAGCUGGAUAGUGCAUUCAGGGAUGCUGACAGGAUAUCGAGGAGGAAUUCUACCAAGUGUCCGGUGUUCUUGUUCUUCUCUGUGAAUGGCAGUGGGCACUUCUGUGGCAUGGCUGAGAUGGUUGGUCCUGUCGAUUUUCACAAGGACAUGGACUUCUGGUGUCAGGAUAAAUGGACCGGAUGCUUUCCUGUGAGAUGGUACAUUGUUAAGGAUAUUCCAAAUUAUUGUUUGCAGCAUAUCACACUGCAGAACAAUGAAAACAAGCCUGUCACACACAGCAGAGAUACACAAGAAGUACCAUACAUCCCUGGAAUGUCUGUGCUUAAGAUCUUCAAGGACAUGAAAGUAAAGGAGUGCUUGUUUGAUGAUUUCAUGAAAUAUGAGGUGGAAGAAGCGCAGUAUAGACCUCACCGAAGGUGCAAGCUGAGCUAUAACGCCCCAGAUUUUAUACCUGCCUCACAGCAUACAAAGGAUGCGCCUGACACUAAGCAGACAAAAUCCAGGAGCAUGCUGAUAGACAGGACAUCAGAAGUACAAAAUUCGUCAGAGAAGCAACAUGAUCCUAAGAUGAUAAAAUCUCAGGAGCCAUGUGUAGAGCUCUCUGAAAAACAGGCGACUGAGACUGGGAAAGAGAAUGGACAACAAGAAAACCAGUGCAGUGGCAAUCAGAGCCAGGAGGAUGCAGCAAAAACUGUAACCAACCAGCCACCAACUUCAAGCUUGAAGACAGGUGCGGAGGGGAAGCAGCAAUUCUGGAAGAAGGUUGAGAAUCCACGGCAGCACACAGACAGUGCCGCUCAAGGUUCGUCAAAGCCACCUGAAAAGCGUCUAAAUGGAGUCCGCAGCUCCGCUGGUGCAGUAUCAGAGAGCAGUGAAGAACAAAAGAUCGCCGCCAAACUUGGAUCGCUCAAGAUCAGUUCCAAGACAGGGGAAGCUGACCGAAAGAGUAGCACAGUGAGUGUGGUGACAAUUGGCUCGAUGCCGGUUCGGGUUGACUGUUCGGAGGUGUAGGUGGCUAGUGGGAGUUUUUUUUUAUUCUGGUUUCACAAUUUCUCCUUCCGGGUUUAUUUUGGGUCCCAGGUUUUAAUUUUCUUUUGGUAAAAUGUCUGUCUUCGGCUGGUGGUUUCCCAGCUUUGCUAUGGCAUGAAAAGGGGGGGAAAAGGAGGAAUAGUUAGAUUCUAGUUCCCUGGUGGAUAAAAUGGUUUGGCAUUAUCGUGCUGAGGGUUGCUUUUUGGAAAAGAAAGAAUAGACAAUAUAAGACGUUCUUUCACCACAUUAAGAAAAAAAGGAGAAAAGAAAUUGGGCAUC
Panicum virgatum (switchgrass) is the source of this 2639-nucleotide messenger RNA. RefSeq lists its product as uncharacterized. Lineage: Eukaryota; Viridiplantae; Streptophyta; Magnoliopsida; Poales; Poaceae. Gene Ontology annotation, biological process: mRNA destabilization. The coding region runs from base 249 to 2342 and encodes 697 amino acids. Gene Ontology annotation, cellular component: cytoplasm. Gene Ontology annotation, molecular function: mRNA binding. The record is from RefSeq and is a predicted model, not a curated record. The transcript has 7 exons.